AUGCCACGUUUUUCACCUUAUUUGAUAGUGUUUCUUGUUGGAAAUGUUGUGGCUAGAGGUGGGUUUUUUUUAGGAGAGCACACGAUUGUCCGAGUGGCUAAGCCGAUACGCCAGCAAUCAUAAGGUGUCGGGAUCGGUUUCGCUCACAGCGAAGCAAUUUUUUUUCAAAUUUUGAUAGUUUAACAAAAAAGUGCAUGAGACCAGGGCUCUGCUAAAUUUUUUAGGGCUGCUUGGGUUCAGGAAUUUUUUUCAGCAUGCACUUUAAUUUUAAUCACAAACUUUUCAGAAGUUCCAAUUUAUCUAGGGAUAUUUUUUGAGCUACUGUAGAAUUUUUAACCUUAAUUUUUAGGUUCCCCUAAAUUUUGUAGAUCAAAAAUCGAUAAUUUCACGUGGCGCUCAUAGGAAUCGAAAACUUUUGCUAAAAAAAUACUUUUGUUAAUUUUUUUCCACACUUCAACGAAAAUUUGCAUGAAAAUGUGCAUUUUUUCAGCACAAUUUUGAAAAUCAAAAGAAUCACGAGACUUUAAUUUUCAUAAAUUUCGGAAUCACAAAUUUUUCAGAAUUUCAAAUUUAUCUAAGGGCAUUUCUAGAGCUACUGUAGAAUUUUAAACCUUAAUUUUCAGUUUUCAAAUUUUGUAGAUAAAAAAAUCACCACGUGGCUUUUCUAGGGUUACUGUAGAUAUUUUUCUAGGGUUACUGUAGAUUUUUCUAGGGUUACUGUAGAUAUUUUGAUGUAAAAUUUUUUUUUCCUAAUUUCUGUAGAUUCCACGUGGCUUCAGGUUCAUUCCGAAUCUCAGGCAAAAAUUUAAUAAAUACAAAAGUGGUCACCUGGAUUUUUUUCUGCAAAUUAUUGAAUUUUUUACAGCUAGAUUUUUUAUUAAUUUAUUCGGACGCUGAAAAUUUAGCUCUGAAAUUUUGUCAUCGAAAUUUUGUGGUCAAACUUCACAUUUUCCGAAAAAUCCCGAAAACCGGUUUCCCAUUGCAAAAAAUGAUGAUGACAAAUAUGAUCUUUGUCACUUUGCAAUAGAAAACCUACAGUACCCCCCAAAAAAAAUCAAUAAUUUUUCCAGCUCCCUUCAUUCGUGAUCGGCCUCGUGGUCUCGGUCUCCUUCAACUACCCACCGGAAUGACCGAUGAGCGUUCGGGUCCAUUUUUUCCCGGAUUGUAUAUUGCGGGAGAUAAAGCGGGGCAGAAACCGCAAACUGUUCCCGAUGUUUCGCUGCCCGGACAAACUGCCACGUUUUCUGGAAGGUAGGUGAGAAGAAGCCUUGAAAAGCCUUUAGGAGCCUUGAGAAGUCUUUAGAAGCCUUGAGAAGCCUUUAGAAGCCUUGAGAAGCCUCCAGAAGCCAUCAGAAGCCUUCAGAAUCUUUCAGAAUCCUUGAGAAUCUUUGAGAAUCCUUCAAAAUGCUUUAGAACUCUUUAGAAUCCUCCAGAAGCCUUCAGAAGCCCACAGAAGCCUUUAGAGGCCCUGAGAAGUCCUCAGAAGCCUUUAAAAGCGUUGAGAAGCCUCGAGGAGCCUUGGGAAGCCUUGAGAAGCCUUGAAAAGCCUUGAGAAGCCCUCAGAAGCCUUCAGAAGCCUCGAGAAGCUUUUAGAACCCUUUAGAAGCCUUGAGAAGCCCUUCGAAGCCCUUAGACGCUCCCAGAAGCCCCCAGAAGCCGUCAGAAGACUUCAGAAGCCUUGAGAAGCCUUGAGAAGCCUUUAGAAGCCCUCAGAAGCCCCUAGAAGCCUUGAGAAGCCUUGAGAAGCCCUUAGAAGCCCUCAGAAUCCUCUAGAAGCCCACAGAAGCCCUCAGAAACCCCCAGAAGCCUCCAAAAAAUUCAGAUUUUCAGAUCCGCUUUCAAUCCGUUCACUCACAUGGUGUCAGCAGUUUUCACCGAAGAUUUGGUCGACGGCUGGGGAACCGGUAUGGCAAUUAAUGUGAGUUGCCCUAACUUCCCCUCAAAAAUUCUCCAAUUUUUCCUUUUUUUUUUUCUUUACAGGGUGUCAAUAAUCACGGCUUGAAUGUUCGCAAGAAUUUCGACGCUUUCGCUGACGCACCCCUGGCUACAAGUGACGGAAUGUAUCAACCAUUCAUAACUGCCGCAACAAUCGGUGGCGAAUAUGAUUUGUCGAAAAUUCGAGAAGUGUCGGGGAAUUUCAACCUACCGCUCCCUGGCAUCAAUGAACUUUUUGACUUUGACGGAAGAUUCAUGGUUAAAGGUAACUUGGGUUUUUUUCCCGGACAAAAAAACGUGAUUUUUUGUGAUUUUUCCAGGAUUUGGAAAUGGUAUUCUGAACAGUGCGAUGGAAUUCCCAUUAUCUCUAACAGAUCCGAAUGAGCGGGCACCGUACACUUUCAAAUAUUUGAAUUUCAUGGCUGAUCGACAUAUGCAUUAUGGACAUGUUGUUCCGAAUAUUAAUUUGUUUGUGGUUGGGAAGGAUAAGAUUAUGGAUCGACUUACGCAAAAUCGAUUGAAUCCGACGAUGAUUGGUUGA
Molecule: messenger RNA, 2476 nt
Organism: Caenorhabditis angaria
Lineage: Eukaryota; Metazoa; Nematoda; Chromadorea; Rhabditida; Rhabditidae
Source: the annotation of a GenBank genome assembly